This is a messenger RNA of Colletes gigas, 1085 nucleotides long. RefSeq names its product solute carrier family 66 member 2. The coding region runs from base 179 to 919 and encodes 246 amino acids. The record is from RefSeq and is a predicted model, not a curated record. Gene Ontology annotation, cellular component: trans-Golgi network; endosome. The transcript has 4 exons. Gene Ontology annotation, biological process: phospholipid translocation; retrograde transport, endosome to Golgi. Lineage: Eukaryota; Metazoa; Arthropoda; Insecta; Hymenoptera; Colletidae.
UAUCUCGUAUGUAGUAACUCAUUAAAUUGAAAUUUAUCAAUUUUCUUAUUAACGUCAUAGAUUCAUUUAAUCGGAAUGAUUAAACUGGUGAUAUGACGGUUAAAAACUUUGGUGAUAUAACCUGAACCACCACUCGUAGAUAGUGGCAUGUUAUGUAGGUAAACAAAAUUACAUUAAAAUGAAUAAUGUCUAUGAACAGCUGACCAUUAAAGGUAUAACAAACUGGGUUGCCUCAGGAGCAAUUAUAUUUGGUGGAAUUAUUCCAUACGUAUUGCAGUAUAGGGAAAUUAAAAAAAGAGAAAAUGCAGAAGGAUUUUCUCUUUAUGUAUGCCUUGCACUUUUAAUAGCUAACACUUUACGUAUUUUCUUCUGGUUUGGAAAGCGUUAUGAAAUACCUCUUCUGUUGCAAAGUAUAUUUAUGAUCAUUACUAUGUUUAUUAUGAUUAAACUUUGUAUCACUGUACAAAAUAAAAGUCAGAUGAUUAAAGCCAGAGAUCACGUAUUUACUGAUUUUGAUAUAAAUUUUUUCUGGAAAUGGACAAAUUUUCAAUCCUAUUUGAAUUUCAUGCUAUUAUUUGGGAUACUAGUAGGAAUCCUGACAUAUCUGUUAGUAGAUGUACCAAUAUUUGUUGAAACAGUGGGAUUACUUGCAGUAUUAACAGAAGCUAUGCUUGGAGUACCGCAAUUCCUUUGUAAUGUUUCAAAUAAAUCCACUAAUGGUAUGAGCACAUUUAUGGUUACUAUGUGGACAUUAGGUGAUACGCUUAAAACAUGCUAUUUUAUUAUGAAAGAAGCUCCAAUUCAAUUUGAAAUUUGUGGUAUGCUUCAAGUUAUGAUUGAUGUUGCAAUUUUAGCACAAGUAUAUAUUUACCGUAAUAGUACAGAUGUACAUUUAAGGAUUCCAAUAAGAACUGAUUGACUAUAAUAAUUUAUAUGUUAAUUUUGUAAUACAUUUUUUAUACAGCUUUUAUUUACAAUGAAAUUUAUCUAUUUUAUUCAAUAACGUUUAUUCUUUACACGUAACUGUACAAGGAAUAACAUAAAAUGCACAAUCUAUUGCGAACAAGUAGAUACUUAAGUAUCAA